Molecule: messenger RNA, 6485 nt
Organism: Lytechinus variegatus (green sea urchin)
Lineage: Eukaryota; Metazoa; Echinodermata; Echinoidea; Temnopleuroida; Toxopneustidae
Exons: 9
Coding region: 56-5167 (1703 amino acids)
Biological process (GO): mismatch repair
Cellular component (GO): mismatch repair complex
Molecular function (GO): ATP hydrolysis activity; ATP-dependent DNA damage sensor activity; ATP binding
Source: RefSeq, a predicted model, not a curated record
GCAGAGCAGAAAUGUUCGCGAAUUUCGAAGUUUGGAAAGAAAGUCGAGAUUUUUCAUGAUGUCUCUUGAUCAAAUUGCUUCAAUCCAGUUCCUGUCUCAAGAUGUACAAAAUCAACUAAGAUCUGGCGUAGCCACACCAUCAGUUGUCCAAUGUGUAGAGGAAUUGGUUGUGAAUAGUAUUGACGCUGAAGCUUCUUGCAUCGCUGUUCGUGUGCAUCUACCCGACUGUCAAAUUCAGGUCGUAGACAAUGGAAGGGGGAUGACUAAAGAUGAUAUGCUCUGUGUUGGUGAGAGAUAUGCUACAAGCAAAUGCCAUGACACAAAAGACCUUGAAGAUAUAUCCCAUUAUGGAUACAGAGGAGAAGCUCUUGCAAGUAUAAAGGAAAUUUCUUCAGUGUUGGAGAUCACUUCGCGAGCCAGAGGGUCUGAACUUACCUACAGUAAACUCUUUCAUCAUGGAAAGGAUCAAGGUGUCACAAAGGCUUUAAAGGAUAGGCCAAGUGGAGGGACAACAGUCACAGCCCGAAACGUUUUCUAUAAUUUACCAGUAAGGCGGAAGAUGCUGUCCAGUCCCUUGGUGUAUGAACAAAUCUGCAAGCAACUACAGGCAAUAUCCUUGAUUCACCCUCAGAUUUCUCUUACUCUUCGAAAUGACAGCACAGGAGUAAAAUCAAUACAAACGCACAACUCAUCAUCAGUUGUUCAAACGUUUGGGUGUCUCUUUGGUAAAGAUGUGGCAGGUGGCUUGAAAGAGGUGAAUAACAUCCACACAGUCUUCAACAUUUCAGGAUUUAUUGGAUCAACAAGUCAUCGGAACAAGUCCCUGCAAUUUGUAUAUGUGAAUGGAAGAUUGAUUCUGAAGACAAAAAUUCACAAACUUGUGAAUGAGCUUCUCAGUAACUCACUCGUUACUAAGAGUAAAGGAAAGAAUCAAAACAUGUCACAAGGAUACAGCAUGAAUGCCGGCCCUGCCACAUGCCAACCUAGUCCUGGGGGAAAUCAAAUGGCGUAUGGCAUCUUUGUUUUGAACAUCACUUGCUGUCGUAAUGAAUAUGACAUCACGUUUGAUCCAGCCAAGACCUUAGUUGAGUUUAGAGACUGGGAAGGAGUCGUAACCUGUGUGCAUGAGCUUGUUACAUCUUUUCUUGAGAGGGAAAAUCUUACAAUGAAAGUAAAUGUUGCACAGACAGGAAGUGAAGCAGGGCGUAGUGAUCUUGUCGUAUCAAAUGAAACCGAAGUGUGUGCCAGUGCCAUCAGUACAACUGAUUGUAAAAAUGCUGUUCAGUCAACAUGUGUCAGAAGACAAAUUGUCCAGCCAGAUGUCACUCCCAUGUUGAAUAACCUGAAUCCCAGUAACGUAGAGAGAGUAGAGGAGGAUAAAGCUGACUCUCAUACGACAAAUAAUUCUUGCAGGAUACCAGAUGCAUUUGGAGAUGUCAAUGAGAUCAGAGAAACUGAAAUCCUGCAACCAGAUUCACGUGACACAGUACCUCAAUUGGAGCUUACCUCAAAUAAACAUGUGGAGGAGGUUCUUACAGCAUAUGCAAGUGACCAUACAGAUCCUAUUACAGAUCCACAUUGUCAGCUCUCUCACGAGACCUUGGUAAAUAGACCCAUGCCAAAAACACCUGAUGAUAAGAAAGUUGAUAAUUCUCAAAAUAUGAAGUCUCUGACUUCAAACUUGUCUUGUAAUAAGGAAGGAAGUGCAGCCGUCAGUGAAGCUCAUUGGACAUCAUCAUCUUCAGAACUAGAUGUAGGAUCGAGUGAGGAGACACUAACUAGCAGUGAAGUGGAAAUUGGAACACCCAAGUCGGAAGUACAUCAGUGUUGUGAUGCUCGCUGUUUAUCAAUGAGAAGAGAUGACACUUACUCAGGACAAAAAGUUGUUGAUCUUGUUUCUCCUAGAACUAGGAUUGCUGUCAAAGCAAGGAAUACACUUUCAAUGUUCCGAAGAUCAGUAAAAAAGAAAAAAAUGACUAAUGCUGCAAAGGAUGAGUCAUCUCAGAAGUCAGAACAGAGAGUCAAUAAGCAUCUGCAAUCUGCUUCAGCCGAUGAGCACAAAACAAUUGCAUUGAGAUGGUACCGUAGUCCAGGAUUUCGAAGCACAUUGGAGAGUUUGAAUAUCAAAUGUAAGGACAGGCAGGAACAAGUGGAUGUCCUUCAAAGGCUAUCAUUCUCUAGUGGGCCCAGUCAAUCAAACAGUCAUACCAAUGCUUGUAGUUCAGAAAUUGGCAGCUCUAUGAAGGAAGCAUGUCAAAGCAAUCAACAUGCGAUGGCUGAUGAGAGGAGCAAACUUGGUAAUCAAGCAAAAACUCAUAUGGCUGACGAUAACAAUACCACUGGGCGGAAGGUUAAUGAAAAAGAGGAUGCUUGUAUUGUCAGUAUAGAGAACCAAAAAUGUAAUCCAAUUGAACAUAUGAUGCCACAUGACUCAGUAGAGCAAAACACACAUGAUGCAGCCAAAGGUGACUGUACAAAGAAUACUUACAAAGAACCCUGGGAAAGCCAAAGAAGUGAUAGUAAUACGUCAGAUCUUCCAAGACAUUCUACUAUGGAACCAACAGGCACUAGGAAGAUAGCAGCAGAUCCUCCUGAUUCUCCAAUUAGUUCCAAGGCAUGGAAGCAGAGCAGUGGAUGUAAUUUAAGAGAACGAAUGAAAUUAUAUGUUCAAGACUCAAAAGGGCAACUCGUGGAUGAUGCAGCCAAAGAUAUCUGUAUUGAAAGCUCUAGUAGAGAACACUGUGAAAGAGAGAGCAUUGUUGUCAAUACCUCGUAUAUUCCAAGAAACUCUACUUCAGAAUCAAGACCUACUGCAAAGAGAGCAGCAGAUCCUCCUGAUUCCCCAGUCAGUUCCAAGUUGCAGAAGCUGACCAGUGGAUGGCGAUCAUCAGCAUCUGUUGAGGUACCAGUGAAGUUCUCGACAUCUACCUCGUUCAUGGUGAGUGCAUGUGAGGUCUUUGACAGAGAAACCUUGCAAAGCUCCAGUCUAACAGAUGAUUGCACUCAAAUCAGCAGUGAAGAACUUGAACAAUCAAUCAGCCAGGGUGUUAGAGCAGCAAGUGAUGAUUGUCAGGUUCCACUUCCGGUUCAGGAGAGGCCUUGCCCUGUACCUGAAACUGAACCAUUUACUGUUGAGAUAGCUGAUGGAGCACUUGAUCUUUGUGAAAUUGUUAAUGAAAAGGGAACAUUAAGUGAUAACACAACCCAUUGGAUGGAAGAAGAUACCACAGGAAUCAAUGGAAGGGAUAUCACAGAAAUGAAUGAGUUUGACACAAUGGCAGACAGAGGGCAAAGUGCUAUCAGAAGCUUCCAGACAGACUAUAAUGACAAUAAAUUAAAGGAAAACACUGCAGAGGUGAACACUGAUCCUGGCACCUACAUGGAUGAAGAUUCUGGUCUGUUGGAUGCAAGUGAUCCAGACGACUCAAUAUCUUUAUUUCAUAUACCUCACCAUGAUGAAGAAAGACCAUUUUGUCUUGAUACUGUCGCAGUAGCGUCAGAAAAUAGAGAUGACAGUACUGCUACCAAAAAUGAGGCCCAAGAAAAUUCAAGUCCAACAGAGGCACCAUUAUCAGCAACAUCAACCACUGUGCAUGAGGGAAGAAACCAAUUUGGUAUCAAUAAUGACCCAGCUCCCAUACAACAAUCUUGCCUUGAAGACAUUCAUUCUAUCAAAAUAUGUGGAGCAGAUGAAAAUGUACCUAGUGCAGUAGAGGUACCUGAAAUACAGGUUUCCAGUGAAGGUAACCCAGCUACUGAAUCAGAAACAAGAAUGUGUGAGUCUUCUUAUACCACUCAAUGGGAGAACAUGGAUACCAAAGAUUCAUCAGGGAGAAAUGACCCAGAUGGUGAAUUUGUAAUAGAGAGCAGAGAGUGGUACAGUGUCUAUGAUGCUUCCAGGGGUAGGAAGAUCUUUAUUAAUCGCUUCAAUGGGAACUGCUCUUCGGACAAGCCAGAGGAUUUAGUUUUGAACCGGGAUUCAAGGCAGAUCAAUGAAGAUCAUCAAUUUACCAUGGUGACUAAAAAUGAUACAUUGGCCCAUCCUCACCUUCCUCACAGUGCAGCCCCUUUUGUGAAUAACUUGCGUGAUAAGAAAGAGUCAUCAUCCCAUUCCCAUCAUCCUCCAGUCACACCUACUACCUUGGCAACCGUUGAUGCUGCCAUGGAAGAAAGCCAAGAAGAAGAUGAUGAGUUAUCCAUCGUCAAGUGGGGCAAGACAAGUCAGAUUUCUCGAGAUGGCUGCAUGACGAAUGAAGGUCCACAAUUCUCAAAAUACAAUAAAAAAGGGACAGGAUAUGGAUUACUGUCUCCUGUGAGUGAGGGAUUUCCCAACGUUGAUGUAAAGUUCCAGGCCAAGGUUCUUGCCUCGCUCAAUCCAUGUCAGUUCACGAAGGCCAUGUUUACAAGCAUGAAGGUCCUCGGUCAGUUAGAUAAAAAGUUUAUAGCCUGCCUGGUGAACAGUGAUUAUGAGAAGAACCCCGCAGGAGAGCCUAAUCUUCUCAUUCUUGUUGAUCAACAUGCUGCACAUGAACGCAUCAGACUGGAAAUGCUCACUCAAGAUGCAUAUACAAGCCAUCGUGAUAAUCCUGAUGAUAGCGACGCUGACCAAAAAAGAUGUAUCCGUACUUCUGAUGUUACUCCAGCUCUUCCUAUCAGUCUAUCUUCCUCUGAAUUAAGACUUCUGGAGGCUUAUCCUCAGAAGAUGAAGAGGAUUGGUAUAGCAUACCAAUUGUCUGAAGAUAGUGCCUUGGUUACUCGGCUACCAGCUUGUGUGGUAGAAAAAGAAGCAAAUGAGCUCAAGAGAGGGCGCCAAACCAUAGCUACCAGUGUGGCAGAGACGUUGAUCAAGGAAGUAUUAGACUCGCUACAGCAUCAAUCUGGAGCCGUUUCAUCCUUACCUAAGACCAUCACAAGGAUUCUUAACUCUCAAGCUUGCCAUGGUGCUAUCAAAUUUGGGGACACCCUUGAUCUUGCUGAAUGCAAGACUCUGAUUGGUCAGCUCUCAUCAUGUGACUUGCCUUUUCAAUGUGCCCAUGGUCGUCCAGCACUCAUGCCCAUUCUCGACUUUAAGAAGACAAAGCAUGCAAACGGCAAAAAGGUUACACCCUCACCACCACAAGUUUGGAAACUGAAGUAUCUCACGUCAGGUAUGAAUAUACAGGUUUGACUUGAUAUCAUUUAAGAUUAAACUCGUGUAUUGAUGUAGAUUAAAUAGCAUACAUUUGGUCCCGCCAAAGGGGCUACAGAUACAUAUUACACUGACAUCAUAGGGUCUCCCCAAAUUAGUGGCAUAGCUUUUUAACUUAAAGGCUAUGUGCAAUUUUUUUUUUUUUUUGGGGGGGCACAUUGUCUGUACCCCUUUUACCUUACUGCUCUGUAAAAAUAAAAUUUAUCAGUUAGGUCAUACAUUACCAAGCACAUAUCAAAUUCAAAAUGGUGACUUUUUUUGGUAUAAUCACAAGGGUUAUUUUCUUAAUGUGUUUAAUCAAACUUUUGUUUGGUGAGUGUUUAAGUGCUGUGCUAUUUUUGGUUUCAUCGCCAGAUCUAGUCACACAUAUCCAGGCAUUGAUCAUGUUUUGCAUGGAUCAAUGAACACAUAUUGUAGAGGGAAAUUCCCUAUGUUCCGCUUUCCCAAACUUUGGAUCGCUAACAUUCAGACUAUUGUAAAGUAGAUAAUUUGCCAGGAAAAAAAUGCUAUCAUUAUAAUCUUAAGAGGUAAUUUUAACAUUUUUUUAGUUACCCAUUUGAAAAGAAGGCCAAUAAAAAAUACUAAAAUUUAUUCUUGAUAUGCAAUAAAUGAUUUCCUGUGAGCUUUGAAAAUGUUUUGCAUUUGAUGUGAUCUCAUCAUACAUGACAUGACGGAUUAUUUCAUAUUUACACAAAAGUGUUGGAGAAACUUUCCAAGUUAUUUUGCUCAAAACCAUGUUGUGCCAUUUUGAUUGAGGGAGGCAUUAUUUUUAUGUUGUUUAUAAUCUUUGACCGAGAAGAAAUAAGAAAACUUUAUGGGUUAUACAAGAUAAAAAAUCUUUUAAGUAUACUGUUUUUAUGAAACAAUGGAAGUGAAUGGCAGUGAGAACAUCAUUAUUUAAGCUUAUGUUCAAUUCAGAAAUCAUUGAACAUGUUUUGCAGGUAUUUGCCAUACAUGCCACAAACCUAAGAAAUGCAGUUGAGUUUGUAUUUUCCCAAAAAUCAAAUUAUGCCUGAUUCAAAGAGAUUUCUGUGAAACCAAUAAAUUUGAAUAGGCAGAUAUUAUGAAGAGAAGAUUAUUCCACUAAUGAUAAGAUCACUUGGACGCAGUUGCCUCUAUUAUGGAGAAUUCAGUAUAAAAGCUCACCCUUAACCCUAUAUAGCCCGGGCUAUUUUGAAAUUGCUUAGCCCGGGGGCCCCCCUCAGAUCUCGGUCGUUUAUCAACCGAUUGCGACCAAAUUUGGUGUGUGGGUGUCUCAUUAUGUAUUUUACAAGAAUGCGUUGUCAAAUUUGUGAAA